AUGCUGAUUCGGAUCCGGACGCCCGAGAACGAAACCAUCAGGCUGCAGGUUGAUUCGAGCACAAAUUUCUCAGACCUCCUCGCGCAGGCGGCGGCCGCGGCUUCGUGCUCUCUCGAUGCGGCAAGUCUCUCCCUGAACGGGACGGAUGCAAUUGUGGCAGUUUCGAACGCGUCUGUGGCUGAGGCGGGACUGGCGCAAGGAAACUUGAUUUACCUGCUCGUUCGUGCCGAGGGUGACGAGACGGCGACUCCGAGUCCUAGCGACACCCGUCAGGCGCCACCAAUCGCCGCCCUGCCGCCGUCACCAAUCAAGGCUCAAGGAGAGGCCUCUGGUACGGGGGACGAGACGGUGACUCCGAGUCCUAGCGACAUUGCGCCACCCGUCGCCGCCCUGCCGCCGCCAAUCCGAGAGGCCUCUGGGACGAUUGCCGGAACAUCGGCACGCGCAGCUGCAAGGCGGCGGCUGGGCAGGCACUUGCGGCAGGACAAGGUUGCCAAGCGCCGCGGCCUCACCGUCGGCCUCACCGUCCCACAGUCACCGGCAGAGAGCGGCGGAAGCGCGGAGGAGGCCAUGCCGGACGGCGCGGUCACGGAGGCCACGCCGGACGGCGCUGUCACGGAGGCCACGCCGGACGGCGCUGUCACGGAGGCCACGCCGGACGGCGCUGUCGCGGAGCAGGCCACGCCAGACGAGGGCGUGACUGCGCCCGUGGGUGGCCCGCUGGCGGCCAUCACCCCGCCGCCGCCCCUCGCCGCCUCGUGCCGCGAGGAGGAGCUGCGCAAGGCAACGCUCAACAAGUGGAAGGUGCUGCUCUUCGGCAAGAGCUCGCCGGACAAGGGUCUCAAGCCGCUCAUGCGGAGGCUCCGGCGGCUCAAGGCGGGCGGCGC
Emiliania huxleyi CCMP1516 is the source of this 887-nucleotide messenger RNA. RefSeq lists its product as hypothetical. The transcript has a single exon. NCBI's taxonomy places the organism in Eukaryota, Haptophyta, Isochrysidales, Noelaerhabdaceae. The annotation marks the transcript as partial. The record is from RefSeq and is a predicted model, not a curated record.